CGCGAGUAGGCGUGGCAGGACCUACACGUAGUUCCUUCCUCGGUUUCUCUGCUACGUGAGGCCGACUUGGAGGGAAGUUAUCGUUGCUGAAAAAGGGGAAAAGUAGGAGAAGAGAGCAGAAACCAGCACCUAAAAUCUGCUUCAGGAGCAGUGAAGUGUCUUCAUGGCAGUUCGUCGAGGACACAUUAAGUACUUGAAAGCCGACCUGCAGGAGGUGUAUGACAUGUCUAACGGUUAUGAAGAUCACAUGGGAGGGGACGAGGGGAAGGACGCCAAGACCAACCUGAUAGUGAACUACCUGCCUCAGAGCAUGACGCAGGACGAGCUGCGCAGCCUCUUCAGCAGCAUCGGAGAGGUGGAGUCUGCCAAGCUGAUUCGAGACAAAGUCGCAGGCCACAGUUUAGGGUACGGAUUUGUUAACUAUCUUAACCCUAGUGAUGCAGACAGAGCUAUCAGUACACUGAAUGGACUAAGGCUACAGUCCAAAACUAUCAAGGUUUCAUAUGCACGGCCCAGCUCUGACACAAUAAAGGAUGCCAACUUAUACAUCAGCGGCCUGCCAAAGUCAAUGACCCAGAAGGAUGUGGAGGACAUGUUUUCACGUUAUGGACACAUCAUUAACUCCCGUGUACUUGUUGACCAAGCUACAGGUACGACAGGCGUCUCUCGUGGAGUGGCUUUUAUCCGGUUUGACAAGCGGGCUGAGGCAGAGGAUGCUGUCAAAAAUCUGAAUGGCCAAAAACCGCCUGGAGCCUCUGAGCCAAUCACAGUGAAAUUUGCUGCAAACCCAAACCAGGCAAAGAACACGCAGCUCAUUUCACAGCUCUACCACAACCAGUCCCGGCGCUUCGGGGGGCCCUUACACCACCAGGCACAGAGGUUCAGGUUCUCCCCCAUGGGUGUUGAUCACAUGAGCAGCAUGGGCGGCGUCAGUGUCCCUGGGAACUCAGCCAACGGCUGGUGCAUCUUCAUCUACAACCUGGGCCAGGACGCCGAUGAGAACAUCCUUUGGCAGAUGUUUGGUCCCUUUGGCGCCGUCACCAACGUCAAAGUGAUCCGUGACUUCAACACUAACAAGUGCAAGGGCUUCGGCUUUGUUACAAUGACGAACUACGAGGAGGCGGCCAUGGCCAUCGCUAGCCUGAAUGGCUACCGGCUUGGAGACAAGAUACUGCAAGUGUCCUUUAAGACCAGCAAGGGACACAAGUAGAGAGAGCUGGACAAUCAGAUGUGCAGGAGAGAUGGAAAUGACCUGCACCAGGCAUAAGUUUGCAGUCUGUCACAUCUGUUUGAGUUUUAGUGUAUUCAGCGAUAAAUGAGAUGUUCACUCUUCUGCACCUUUAUAUUUGUCUGAAAGUUUUUCUUUUCUUCAUCUUUGACCUCAUGCUUGAGGACACUCAGUUUUAAUUUUUAGGUAGGGAAUGGAGAAGGCAGAAUCCAAUGAUAACCCCAAGGUAACCUUUCAAAAUUCUCUAAAAAACUAAAAUACUGUGUAUAUGUGUUACAUGUGUAAGUGGGGACUAGAUACAGGAGGCAGGCACAUGAUUCUUACGAGCGCACUGAAAAUAUGGAGCAUAAGGAAAAAGCCCUGCAAGUUGUUCUCCCGACGGGUUGGCAUUUUACUGGAUGAGACAAAAAAUAAAUGAAGAACAAUAUUUUGCCAUAGUCAGUGGUGCGGAAGUGGCGCUCUGUUUCGUGUCUUCGUCCUAAGUAGAAAUAUAGAUGCCUUAAAUCAUCAUCCAGUAGACACGCAGACCUACAAACAAUACCACUCAUUAUCUUAAGAUAAUCUAAGAGCAAAGCACUUUUAACCAAUCAGUUUUAGGUUACCGUGAAUAUCAGUCUUUUGGAUGUUAAUCUGACUUUCGCUCGCCCUCCUACCAGGCUAACGAUUUUAAACUUGACGUGCCCUGGAGGGUAAUGUUUUUGUUGUUGGUAACCCUGUGUAAAGUGUCUUUUUAUUGUAAGUUGCAUUUCAGGAGCAUCCUGUUGAAUAUGUACCACAGUCAGUGUGUAGGGAAUUACGAUGGACCAAAGGCAGGGAGAGAUUUGAUCCUAUGACCCCAGAAGAGUUUUCAUGAGCAGAUUUUCACAAGGUAUUUUUUUUUCUUUCUUCUUUCUGUGUUUUUUUUUUGUUUGGAAAGGUACUAAGAUUAUAUCUGGCAGUGACUGAGAGCAACACCAUUUUGGCUCAUGUUUGCUGUUCUAUUUUGGUUGGUGUUUUUUUUUCUUUUCUUUUAAAUUUGGUUUCUUUUAGUUUGGAACAUUUUUUCUUUCUAAAGGCAUAGAUUUUUAUUUGAUAUGUUCUAAGUUACACACUUGUGUUACUGAGUGUUUAUCUCAAGUUUUGGGGAAAUCUAAUGGCCUUUGUUAAUGAUUUCAGUUUAGAUUUGCUUUCUUUUCUUCCUUUCUUUUGUUUUGGUUGUUUCAUUUUGAGCAUAAACCAUUAAAUUUUAUUUCUUUUUGCUGAAAGUUUUGUUUGGUUUGUUUCUUUUUUUUAUUUACCUUUUUUUAAGAUUUGGUUAAGAGUUUUGUUCCAUUUACUUUUUGAGGUGAAAAACUGCAGUGCUGAUAGAAGAUCCCUGGUCAAACAAAAAAACAGGUCGUCAGUGGUUUUCCCCUGGAAGAUUUUAAACGUUUGAGACAAGUUUAAAUGAAUAAUGUUCGGACCAAUGUUGGCUUAGGUAAGGUUUUUUCACCCGUACACAGACACUUGGAGAAAAGUGACAGUCAAGCAGAAAUUUCUUGAAGCAGGAUGGAUAAGUUUGAGUCUCUGAAGAGCCACAUAACUAGGAAGCUGAAACUUUUACUACAGUCAUGUAGCAAGCAGAGCAGAUUGAACUUCAGACUUCUGUAUCGACAUCAGCGACAAUAUUUUAACACAGUAAAUGGGGUAGACGCCAUUCACUUGCAGAUCUACACACGCUUUGCUCUGAUCUUUGGAGGAGAUUAUUUUUAACUAGUGAGGGCUUAUUGUUCUAUCAUUCAUUCAGAAGAGGUUAUUGGCGUGUCACAGCUCAUCUUUAUCAUAGUGAUGAAUUUGGUAGAUUGUCUUGUUUUAUAAGGAGGUUGAAAGUUGGGGCAUUAGCAUUGGUUCUAAUUGAACGGAGGAACCUCUUGGAGAUAAAGUAACAAAUAAUAAAUGACUCUGGGAACGGUACAGGCUCACACUUUUUAGGAUUUACUUUUAAAGCUUUUUUUUUUUUUUUCUUUCCCCUGACGCUUCAUUCGUCUUCAGUGCCCCAUCUGAAAGGCAUAUUCCCAUCACAAGCUCCAGAUUUUGGUCUUGAAAGUGCUUUCAGUUUAGUUUGAUGUUCUUUUUGGGUCAUGAACCUUGUGCAAUAUUUAAUGACUUGCUCAAAGCAGGUAAAUUUGUUGUAGUCUUGGACUGUCUUCUUUUUUUUUUUAUUACUUUUUUUUUCUACUGACAUUUUAUGUUACUGCUUAGUUUUCUCAGCAGUUUAGUUUGAAAUGCAUAAAAGAUGAAAUGCAAAUGAAUUUGUUUUAGGGGCAGUCAUCGUAUACUGCAUUCCGCCUUAAUUUAUAAGUGAAAAGGGUGUAUUUUACAUCAGAGGAGGCGUAAAUAUUUAUUUGACAGUAUAUGCGGUCAUACUUGUUACUCCAUUGCAGUGUUUUUAAUGAUUGAUUCUUGUUUUCUUGGUAUUGAAGGACAUUAAGUUGAUGUCCAUUACAUGUCUUCUAACAUUGGAUCAUUUCAAUAAAAACAUGGUGGCUUUUCAAAA
Molecule: messenger RNA, 3743 nt
Organism: Scatophagus argus
Lineage: Eukaryota; Metazoa; Chordata; Actinopteri; Scatophagidae
Gene: elavl1a
Product: ELAV like RNA binding protein 1a
Exons: 7
Coding region: 164-1210 (348 amino acids)
Cellular component (GO): ribonucleoprotein complex
Molecular function (GO): RNA binding
Source: RefSeq, a predicted model, not a curated record